AUGUAUCGACAGAAGAUUCUUGCUAUCUUUGUUUUAUUCAUUGUUUCAAUAGCUGCAUAUCCUGCUAAAAAUGAAAAAAUAUGUUCACAAAAUUUCAUGAUAAAUGGAACGAAUUUAGUUACAAACUAUCGUAAACAAGUACUUGUUAUAGGUGUAACUCAUCUUGGUUGUCAAGCUUGUCGAAAUCAAGCCAUUAAAUAUAAUGAUCUAUAUCGUGAUCUUGAAUAUCAUAAUAUACGUGAACCAGAUGUACGUCUUAUUCUUGUUAAUGAACAACAUGGUGCACAGUAUUUACCUGGUAUUUAUUAUGGUCUUCAUGGACAUAGAUUAAAUAAUCUUAUAUUUGGAAGGUUUGAAAGUUUUAUUUUUAU
Rotaria sordida is the source of this 371-nucleotide messenger RNA. The record is from the annotation of a GenBank genome assembly. NCBI's taxonomy places the organism in Eukaryota, Metazoa, Rotifera, Eurotatoria, Philodinida, Philodinidae.